AGCGCGAGAGCCGCAUAAUUGGAACAUGGCGGCAGCCUAGUGGACGUGUUUCAGCAGUAGCAAGCAUCACCAUCCUCGCGUUCGCUCUCUGUGGCUUCUAGCACGCUACGAUUCCGCUAUCUUGGCAAGGCGUGGCUGUUUUAAUUCGCCCCCCCCUCCGCUCCUCAUUAUUAAUACAUUUUUUUGGUUUGUAUUUUGGCAAAGAGUCUGUUGCUGCUGCGGUGGUCGUCUCCGUGAGGGGAGCCGUCUCGUCGUUGCUGUGUUUGGGCGGGAGUUUUUGGCGCGGCUUAACCAAACCCUCGCCACCGACCACGUUGCUUCGGGAUCUCAUGAUCCUUGCAGCCGCCAUCUCGCCCACGCUGCAACAAUGGAGCUUGCGAUGCUCAUGAUCACCAACAUGCACUUUUCCUUGUGUGAGCUGAUAUCCAGAAGAUAGCAAUUGUUUCACCUGGUUCCUAGUUCCCAGGUUAUACCAUCUCAGCAUAAAUAUCAGUCUUAAGUUUACAAGCCAUAUCAUUUGUUUGGCAUAAAUUAAUUUGCAUUAUAAUAUUUAUAUAAAAACGCAUAGCACAAGCAUUUUAAUUGUAAAAAGGAAAUAAAAUAUUUUUGUACUUAGGUUUGUUAACAGCUUAGGCUAUAGGCUAUUAUUCAGUGGCCAAAGUUUGGAGUAACGUUAAGGGGUUUGGAGGUCAUAUGUUUAAUGUUAUUUAAUUUAAUAUAUAAAUUGCAACUUGCGUAACUUGGGAUAAUUUGCAAAACGCGUAACCUAUAAUCAGCACUAAUUGGUCGCAUAAAUAAUUUUUCCUUCCCGAAGCCAAAGUAAUUUGAAGCAGUGAGCCGCAUUUAUUUUUAGACAAAGGGUUUGUUUUAAAACGCUGCGUUGAGAUUCAGUCGCACGUCACUGCUGGGUGAGGGGGAGGCACUCGGAGGGGUUAAAAGGGGGGAAAGAAAGAGUUCAGUCCAGGGUAUUGUAAACAUCAAAUUGCACGGGGGGUAAUUUUAUCAUACUCCCCAAGUCACGACACCUGAAAUAAAUUGGCCCGAUGGAGACUUUUACGACGGCAGUCACGGCGGCGGUCUCGAUUGUUGCGGAGGCGAGCACGAGCCUCGAGGAGUACAAAUGGAUGCUCAUUGUGGGCUUCAUCAUCGCCUUCGUCCUCGCCUUCUCGGUGGGGGCCAACGACGUGGCGAACUCGUUCGGCACGGCUGUGGGCUCGGGCGUGCUCACGCUGCGUCAGGCGUGCAUCCUGGCGUCCGUGUUCGAGACGGUGGGCUCGGUGCUGCUCGGCGCCAAGGUGGGGCAGACCAUCCGCAACGGCAUCGUCGACGUGAACCUUUACAACGGUUCCGAGUCCACGCUGAUGGCGGGCCAGGUCAGCGCCAUGGUUGGUUCGGCCGCCUGGCAGCUGAUCGCAUCCUUUCUGAAGCUGCCCAUCUCUGGCACGCACUGCAUUGUGGGUGCCACCAUUGGAUUCACGAUGGUGUCCAUGGGUGCGGGGAGCGUGCAGUGGACGAAACUUAUCAGCAUCGUGGCCUCAUGGUUUGUAUCCCCUCUGCUUUCUGGCAUCAUGUCGGCCAUCUUCUUCUUCAUGGUGCGGUUCUUCAUUCUCAACAAGGAUGACCCGGUUCCCAAUGGUUUGCGUGCUUUGCCCUUGUUUUACGGAGUGGUCAUGUGGGUCAACUGCUUUUCCAUCAUGCUGACUGGCCUGCCUCUUCUGGGCUUCGAGCUGCCUAUCUGGGCGCUGGUUCUGGUCUCGCUGACCUUCGCCGUUGCCUGUGGCCUCGUCGUCUGGUUCAUUGUCUGCCCCCGCAUGCGGCGGAAGAUCGAGAAGCACUUGAAGACGAGCUGUGGGCCAGCGCCGGGUACGGACGAGGGCGUGGAGCUGGGCUUGUUUUCCAACGGUAAUAACGUCUCCGUGGAGGUGAAGCCGAAGUCUGCGGGCGAACCUGGUGCCAAGACUGCCUUCCGCUUGGGCGACGACGACUCGGAGGAUGGCGAGCUGGACGUGGCACCGGCGGAGGCGAACGGGAUCGCGGGCAAGACGCUGGGGUUUGCGGAAGACGAGCUGUCUGGGAAUAAGCCGCGCAACGGAUUUGCCCACCGCGAUCGGAGCAUGAGCAACAGCUGCGCCAACGGCAAGCCGAGUUACUCGGAGCUGAUGGCAAACGGAGUGGCAAGCUUAGCAGACGGACACUACCACACAGUGCACAAGGACUCUGGCCUCUACAAAGACUUAUUGCACAAGAUGCACUUGGACCGUGUUCUGGAGUCUGGUCCACCCGAGCCACCGGUGUACAAACCCAUCCGGCGCAACAACAGCUACACGUCGUACACGGCCGCCAUCUAUGGGCUGCCACUGGACGGCUCUAAGCACGCGGAGGUGGGGUCGUCGCGAGGUCACCUGGGCGAGGACGGGGCGCCGUCCAGCCGCAAGGCGUGCGUGCGUUACGACAGCUAUUCCAGCUACUGCAACGCUUUGGCCGAUGACAGCGUCAUCCAGCCCAUCCCAGAGAAAGAGGGCGCAACCGGCAACGGCACUGCGGUCGUCCCUAACAAUAGCAAUGGGGUAGUCGCCGUGGCAACAAAAACGGGCAGCGGCUCUACAUCGUCGACAGUAACAGAGGGAUCUCUGGACGGGGAGGACAAGGACCGGCCCGAGGUGUACAUGCUCUUCCACUUCCUGCAGAUCCUCACCGCCUGCUUCGGCUCAUUUGCGCACGGAGGCAAUGACGUCAGCAAUGCCAUUGGUCCCCUGGUCGCCCUGUGGAUCAUCUACUCAACUGGCAGCGUGAACCAGGAAGCAGCAACACCUGCGUGGCUGCUGCUCUUCGGCGGCGUGGGCAUCUGCCUCGGUCUGUGGGUGUGGGGCCGCAGAGUCAUCCAGACGAUGGGCAAGGACCUGACGCCCAUCACUCCCUCGAGUGGUUUCAGUAUAGAGCUAGCUUCUGCGAUGACGGUGGUGAUCGCUUCGAACAUCGGUCUGCCCAUCAGCACGACGCACUGCAAGGUUGGCUCGGUGGUGUCUGUCGGUUGGCUACGCUCACGCAAGGCUGUCGACUGGCGCCUUUUCCGCAACAUCUUCAUGGCUUGGUUUGUCACAGUUCCCAUCUCGGGGCUGUUCAGCGCCGGCGUCAUGGCGCUCUUUGUGUAUGGAAUCCUGCCCUUCGUCUAGCCGGAGCGGCGGCACGGUGCCACUCAACCACCGCCAGUCUACGCCUCGCCAACGCCCUCAAUUUGACCGUGAAAUCAAAUCGCAAAAAAACAUAAUCGCCAUCACCUAGCCGCUAAAGCAACGGUUGUGCGGGUGUGGUCGAUUUUUAAAAGUGACGCGCGUGCAUUUUAAAGGAACAUGUCCUUUUGUUUGGAACAAAGAUGACAGAAAAGACGCAGGCAUUUCAGUUAAACACUAAAGGAUCCAUACUAGUGUCGCUUAACAUAAAGGAAGCGUGAAACUGCGCUCCGAAAGCACAACGCCUGUACCCCCCUCUGCCUGUCAAACCUGGACCAGUGUAAAACCGUGCGCAGUGUUGUCAAGUUGGCUUGUAAAUUACCGGAGUGAUCCGCCCUGCCUGUGCACGUGCCCAGCGUCGUUGUGUGCGCAGAUAAGUGUCUUUUGCUGUGCAAAUUUGUACAUCUUUGCAGCCGUGUCGGGCUUUAAUGUUCCACGUGAUGGCGUCUUAGCAGAGGAAGCACUUAGCCUUGACAUAGUUUGCAUUUUUAACAACUGCUUGCGUGUCUUGACAGCAACCAUCGUGCGUUUUGCCUUUUUAGUUUGGCAAAACCGACAAGUGUUACAAAUAUUAAGACGAGGAAAAAAGUCACCAUUAUCGCAUGGCAAAUAUAUUUGCAGGUAGGGGGUGGGGUAACGUGACCCGUGUUAGAUUGCCAUCAAGUCUCACUACGCAACUGCGGCACAGGCUUGGGUUUGUGUUCUUGUUCAAACUUCGCUCCUAAGCCUGUGGGGUUUUUUUUAUUUCUCGGUUUGAUAACUAAAAAUAAGCCUCUUACCCACUUGUAAUAGAUGUAUUUCUCUAUAGCUAGCCCCCCCCCACUACCCCUGCCGACCUUGCCCAUUCCCUGCAUAAUCAGUGUUUUGUUUCAAAUGAGUCACAAGAUCAGUAUAACAAAAAUAAAUUGGAUAGGGAGGGAAGUAUGUGAUUAAGGUUGUAAGGAAAGGGCCCCCUAGGGAAAAAAAAUUAAUUUGAUGUUAGAAAGAUGAACAAAGCAACGACUUGUUCUGCUUUGUCUGGCGAUGGAAAUGCUAGUUCUCGUGCG
Molecule: messenger RNA, 4276 nt
Organism: Petromyzon marinus (sea lamprey)
Lineage: Eukaryota; Metazoa; Chordata; Hyperoartia; Petromyzontiformes; Petromyzontidae
Product: sodium-dependent phosphate transporter 2-like
Biological process (GO): phosphate ion transmembrane transport
Cellular component (GO): membrane
Molecular function (GO): phosphate transmembrane transporter activity
Source: RefSeq, a predicted model, not a curated record